This is a messenger RNA of Elgaria multicarinata webbii, 2649 nucleotides long. RefSeq names its product synapse associated protein 1 (gene SYAP1). The transcript is spliced from 9 exons. NCBI's taxonomy places the organism in Eukaryota, Metazoa, Chordata, Lepidosauria, Squamata, Anguidae. The record is from RefSeq and is a predicted model, not a curated record. Gene Ontology annotation, cellular component: nucleus; Golgi apparatus; synapse. Bases 120 to 1190 code for a protein of 356 amino acids. Gene Ontology annotation, biological process: regulation of short-term neuronal synaptic plasticity; TORC2 signaling.
UCCGGAAACAAACGUUAGUUUUUCCUCAGCGAGGGGCCUACUCCUGUCAAGUUGUGGGAAACGGCUGAGCGGCAGUUGGAGGCAAGCAGGGAGGGGCGGUAUUUGGCCGUUUAGUUAGGAUGUUGCGCGGCCUCAGCGGCUGGUUUGGGAUGAGUCCGGCAGGUGAGGAAGAGAAACCGCCUCUCCUCGAAGGGGAACCCGGACCUGGUGAGGGGGAAGCGGUGCCUGAAGGGGACGCAGCAGGGCGGAACCAGGAGGAGGUGGAGCUGCAGGUGGACUCGGACCCGCUUCUCAACCAGGCCAAGGGACUCGGCAGUUAUCUCUUCAGCUUUGCCACUACAGCAUCGAAAAAGUUAUCUGAAUCAGUUGCUGAAACGGCACAAACUAUAAAGAAGUCUGUAGAAGAAGGAAAAAUAGAAAAUAUAAUUGACAAGACAAUUAUAGGAGACUUUCAGAAGGAACAGAAAAAAUUUGUUCAACAGCAACACACACACAAAUCAGAAGCAGCUGUGCCUCCUUGGGUAGACAGCAAUGAAGAAGAAACAAUUCAGCAACAAAUAUUGGCCUUAUCAGCAGACAGAAGAAACUUCCUGCGUGACCCACCAGCAGGGGUUCAGUUUAAUUUUGACUUUGAUCAAAUGUAUCCAGUGGCAAUGGUAAUGCUCCAGGAAGAUCAGCUUCUAAACAGAAUGAGAUUUGAUCUUGUCCCAAAGCAUGUAAAGGAAGAUGUGUUCUGGAGGAAUUAUUUUUACCGCGUCUCCCUAAUUAAACAGUCUGCACAACUCACAGCACUGGCUGCACAACAGCAAGCAGUGAGAAAGGAGAAGAAUGGCAGUGAAGAAGAUAGACAGUUAACAGAAACUGUGAGGCCAAAGACACCACCUGUAGCAAUCAAGUCUCAACUAAAACCUCAAGAGGAGGAUGAAGAGAUUUCCACUAGCCCAGGUGUAUCAGAAUUUGUGAGCGAUGCUUUUGAUGCAUGCAACCUGAAUCAGGAAGAUCUGAGGAAGGAGAUUGAACAACUUGUGCUUGACAAAAAAAAGGAAACAACCACAGCGGAAGAAGAAACUCCAGAUUGGGAAAAGGAAAUACAACAAGAGCUUCAAGAAUAUGAAGUAGUUUCGGAGUCAGAAAAACGAGAUGACAAUUGGGACAAAGAAAUAGAAGAAAUGCUACAGGGAGAAAAUUAACCACUUUGCACAACUAUUUUCUGGAAACUGACAUGAACUUGUUUUUAUACUUGCUUCAGGGUCUUUUCUGAGGCACAAUGCUGUUCUUUGUAAAAUAAGACUCCAGGUGAUACAUAAUUAGGUGUAAAAACUGCGCAAUGAAAAUACUGUUCAUAAUCUAUGGGGCUGUAAGGCAGGUUUUGACUUGUGGAGCUGUUAGAAAAUCCCUAACACAUUUCAUUUGUCAAUUUUGAAAGUUAAGGGAUUUACACAAGUGAGUUCCAGUGCAGCACAAGAGGGUGCUUUGGGACAGAGGGACGUUCCAGAAAAUGAGCACAAGUAGUAGUUUGUGCCUAAAAAAGCUCUCUGAAGCACUGGUUGUAUUUUGAAAACUUCAGGUGGGUAGAAAAUAUUAGCUGGAUGUCAGACAUGAAUAUUGGUUUAUAAGUAAAAAAUUUGUGAACUGAUUUCUGUAGUGGAAAACUUGUAUUUAACUACUUCAGUGCAAGUAAUGGAAUAUGUUGAUAUUCUGAUCUUUAUGGUUCAUUUAUAAAUAAGUUAUGAAUAUACAUCUAGCUAUUAGCUUUUUUUAAAAAAAAUACAUCCUAGGCUACAUAUGAUCUUUUAGAAAGCAUUAUCAGACUUGUGUUUAUAUCUCAAGAUGAUUUGUUGUCUUACAAAACUGACAUCAAUCAGAAGCAGUGAAGGAUUACACUGAUAUGGUGUGGCUAACAGAAAAUCAAGUGGUUCUACUAACUUCACUUCAGUCUGUGGCAAGAUACACCUGCACACAAUACAGAUCGAUGACGUAUAAACUAGUACUUUGUUAAUGUUCUGUUGAGUAAAGCACCAUUUUGGAGUUUGUGUUGGUACACUACCUUGAAGUUUACAUCAAGUGCUGUCAAGCAUUCUAAAAGAAAAGGUUUGGUGAUUUUUAAGUAUUUCUUCAUUUUAAAUGCUAAAUUGUGCAGUGUACAGGUGAGCAUUUUCACCUAAAUAACAAGAUGAAAAGCAGAUGCAAAAUGUAACAAGAAAUUCAGGCUUGGCUUGUGCAGGUGCGGUUGAGUAGUGCUAAAAUAAGUGUUAAGUGUUUAUUAAGGAGUGAGAGGUGCAUUGUAGUGUGCAUACUCGAAGGUGAUUGCUGUCCUAUAGAUUGACAAGAGAACCAGCUAGGUAAUGGGGCAAGAGAAAAGUGUUCUGUGAACUUUAUGGAAGGUAAUAGUCAAAUAUCUCUAUCUGCUUUAGGAAGAGACCACAUAUCUUAUAUAGGCCCAGUAAUUGGCUUCCUUAGCCUGUGUAUACAAUUUAAAGUACUAGGAGUUUGAUUUUUACCAAAUGUCUAGAAGAGGAAUUGGUUCGAAGCAAUUCAGUUGGUGGUGGCUAAAGCAUUUAUGGUAACUUUAUUUGAUGUCCAAGAUGUAAAGGAUUCAUCAGACAUCAUCUCUCAUGAAUUCCUAAAUAAAGAUCUUUCAAUCAUAAA